UAUUUUGAUUGUAUUAAUUUCUCUUAAAUAAAACUAUAAUUACUUAUGCAGUUGGAGCCUUUCUAGCUGUCAUUAAUAUACAGGUGGUUCAAAAUUCCAAAAGUGAAUGAAUUUUAAUAUUAAUGAAGUUGAUAACGAAAAUCAUUCAUGGAAAAUUCAGAUUGGGAGAGAAACACGCGAGUGUGAAAUUUAAAAUUAGGCUUAACAGCAGACUUAAUUUGCAUAGAUUUUAAAUAAAAUUAUCAGCUUUGAGGACAAUCAGACACAGGUAUCUCUUCAGGAGUACAAAACUUUUGCAAAAUGGAAGGAGUGGGUAGAGCAAAGUAAAGAUGAACGUAACACUGUCUGCUGUGGAAAAUAAUAAUGAAGCAUGUAAAACCAAGAUAUUAUAAUUCUAAAUGUGUUAUGAAGGAAUUAACACAUUUAUAAUUCUAAUAUCUUAAUUUGUUAUAUUUCAUUACUGUUUUAUCUGAAUGGUUCAAUGUUUGUGUUUCUCUGUCAACUGCUUUUAAUAUAAAUUUGGAUAAUUCUCUUGAAGAAGAGGGACCUUGAAAAUGCUGAAGUUUGAUUCAAAAUCUAGAUGAAACUAAGAUUAAUAUUUUGCCUGAUUUAAAAUUAUGGUAAAUUGUUUUCUCUUGUAUUUAUGAACAGCAUAUUAAAUAUUUAUAUAAAAGUGAUUAAUUAUCUAUAUUUAAGUAACCUGAGAUUUGUAACAAUUGUUUUUCUUAUUAUUAAAUUAAGUAUCAUAUUUCUUACUAAUCUACUGUAUAGGCAUAUUUGUAAAUUUAAAGAUACUUUUUUUUAUUCCAUUAGUUUUUAGUAUAUAAGAUACAUCUGUCAUGAUAUUUACAUUUUUCAGUAACUAUAUUAUACUAAUGAGCUAAUAGUCAGUUUAGAGUUUUCGCCAGUAAUCUAUUGUCACAUUUGUGAACAGGUGGUGUGGCUACACCGGACGUUGCCAGAGCGGACACGUACAAUUUCGCGAUCAGAGCAGACACUUCGAAACUCAUCGUGGUUAGAGCUGCACAUCUUUUCCCCAUCUUAGAACAGAUAAAGGGUGCAGAUAAAUAAGGGGUGGAAGAGAAACGAAUUUUGCAAGAUGCAAGAUUCUCUUCGAGAGAUGAUAUUGAAACAAAACAGUUAAUAACGAGAAAAGACCUGCAUAACAUUAAGAGGGAUUUUGGUCUGAGCAUUAAUUCUAAAGGAUUAAUUUUAACAGAUGAUGAGACAAGUGUUUGGUCCUGGGUUAAUACGAUGUCGCAAAUGGAAUUCAACCCCGUUCUGAUGUAUAAACGUCAAGGAGAAAAAUAUGCAAAUGUAAACGAAAAUGAUUUCAUGUUAGCAAUAAUGACAGAAUUUCAAAAAAAAAAAAAAAUGUUGAUAGAAUUUGGUAAUGAUAGAAUCUGUAUUGAUUCUACACAUGGAAUUUCUGCUUAUGGAUUUGAACUUGUAACAUUGCUUGUCGUUGAUAAGUAUGAAGAGGGCAUACCAGUUGCUUUCUUAAUAUCAUCAACAGUAUCAGAAAAAAUUUUGGUAAACUUUUUUAACUGCAUCAAAAAGAUCAUUGAUAUCAAGCCAAAGGUUUUCAUGAGCGAUGAUGCUCCCAUGUUCUAUAAUGCAUGGGAGCAUACAUUUGGUUCUUGCCAAAAAUUAUUAUGUGCUUGGCAUGUGGACAGAGCAUGGAAAGGUCAUUUGAAUUCUGUGCCAAAACAUAAAAGACAAGCAGUGUACAAAACUUUAAAAACUUUAAUGUAUGAAUUAGAUGAAGAAAUGUUCAACAAAAUGUUAGAAACAUUUUCUGAGCAACUAUGUGAAGAUGAAGACACGCGAGAAUUCCAUAAAUAUUUUAUGACAUACUAUUUUGAAAGAGCCAAAAUGUGGGCAUACUGUUUCAGAAAAGGGGCUAAAAUCAACACCAAUAUGUAUGUUGAAACAUUUCAUCGGAAAUUAAAAUAUAUUUAUUUAGAUGGGAAGAAAACCAAACGGGUUGAUAAAUGUAUCAUCGAGUUAAUUAAUCUUGUCAAUGAUCAAAAGUUUGACACUUACAUAAAAUAUCAGAAAGGAAAAAUAACAAAGAAGACAACAAAAACAUUUCAACGUCAUAAAGCUGCUGAGCUUUUAAAUGCUAACUGUGUAAAAAAAGAUGAUGUAUGGGAAGUUUCAUCAGAACUGGGAGAAAAUUCUUAUAAAAUUAUCAGAGAUCAUGUUUGUAAUGAUUUAUGCCUCAUAACUUGUAGACUUUGUUCAUGCUGUUUAAAAGCUUAUAAAUGUACAUGCCAUGAUUAUUCUAUUUUAAAUAAUAUGUGUAAACAUAUACAUUUUGUAAUCAUGUCUGAAAAAAAGACAGAACCUUAUAUAGGCCCUCUAAACAGAAUACCUACUAGGAAUAAUUAUGAAUCUUUAACAGUAAGUAAAACAUGCAUUAGUGAACUUAUUCAAUCUUCAUUUUCAAUUUCUGAAAAAUUAAACUGCAUUGAAAAUAUGGACAUUAAUCUUGCUACACAAAUAAAAAAGCAUUUAAAUGCAAUUGAACAUUUAUUAGAAGUUCCUUUGUUAGAUAAAGCACAUGCUUCAAUUUCAAAAGAACCAACAAAUAAAAAAAUUGUUCCCCAAAAGAGAUUUUAUUCAGUUAAAAAACGAAAAGUGUGUAAAAAAGUACAGUUUGGAAAUCCUUCAACAGCAGAAAAAAAUAAUACCAAACCUAUUUUAUUAAAUCAAUUAAUUGUUAAUUCAGAUCCCAGCUAUGAUCAUUUGUAUUGCAGUGAAUUGAAUGCCAAAAGUUUAAAAGAAAAGUCACUAAAUAAUGUUUAAGAAAAUUAUGCUAUUUAAGUAUUUUUAAAAUUUGUGUAUUUAUAACAAAUUAUUUGAUUUUUAUGUAACUAAUCUGGAUGUCUCAUUU
Messenger RNA from Stegodyphus dumicola, 2899 nucleotides. RefSeq lists its product as uncharacterized. The record is from RefSeq and is a predicted model, not a curated record. NCBI's taxonomy places the organism in Eukaryota, Metazoa, Arthropoda, Arachnida, Araneae, Eresidae.